AUGGCCGACAAGCCCACCGACGCCCGCGAGCGUCUCCGCCAAAACUUCCUCGAUCAUGACCCAAAGCAUCAUCCCAACCGUUGGGAACACCUUUGGCAGCAAGACGAUCUGCCAUGGGAUAAAGGCUUCGCUUCUCCGGCCUUAGCAGACGAUCUGCUCCCGACCGCUCAGUCUGGCCGUCGCCUGCGCGCUUUGGUACCCGGUUGCGGCAAAGGUUAUGAUGUGCUCUUGCUUGCCAGCUGGGGCUAUGAUGCUGUUGGUGUUGAGGCUGCUGCAACCGCCGUCAAGGCUGCCAAUGCUGAGUCUAAGGGCUGGGAAGAGAAGCCCGAGUAUGCGGUCAAGGACGAGGCAAAGGGCCGCGGAAGCGCCAAGUUUGUGUUCGGCGACUUCUUCGAGAAGGACUGGGAGAGGGAUGCGAUUGGAGAGGAUGGCUCAAAGGAAGGACAGUGGGAUCUGAUCUAUGACUACACCUUCCCAACUUACAAGCCUCCCUCAACUGGUGGACCUCCAUGGGCUCUUAGACCCGAGACUUACCUGGCUCAUCUGAACCAGCCAGGCAAAGAAGUUGAGUAUGAUGAGGAAGGCUUAGCUGUCUGGAAAGAAGGUCAGACUCCUGGAGAUGGCGCUCUUGAAAGAAUUGCUCACUGGAAGCCGGAGAGAACUCACAAGAUCGGCGAAGGUACUGACAAUGUCAGCGUCUGGAAGAGAAAGUGA
Molecule: messenger RNA, 714 nt
Organism: Aureobasidium musti
Lineage: Eukaryota; Fungi; Ascomycota; Dothideomycetes; Dothideales; Saccotheciaceae
Source: the annotation of a GenBank genome assembly